UCACCUGAACGAGGAGCCGUCGUCCCCGUCCCUGGAGCAGAGUCCGUACAUCCUGGUGGAGAACUACCCCGUCACAUUCACCUGCACAGGUGGCAUGGGCAGGCCAGAGAGCAGCUUCAAGUGGUUCGUGUACAAGUCCACCCACCGGGAUUUCGUCGAGGAGGUGGAAAUGUCGGGCAUCUCUAGUCUGGAUCGGAGCACGGGUAGCUGUUCUCCUCGGGGACACAGCACCCUGGCUAUCAUGAUCACCCGAGCGGACCAGAGAGUGAAAUGUGUGGUCCAGCAGCAGACGGGCAAGGAGACGGUGGAGGUGUCCGAUGAGCGGGUGCUCGAUGUCCAGUACUCCGUGACAGACACCGAGGUAGGUGUGAAGGUAAAUGAGAAGUUCAAAGAAACAGCCGAGGAGAUUCUUGUUCGGCAAGGUGACUCUGUUCGGCUCACAUGCCAGUCACGCGGGAACCCCGAGCCCAUAUUCAGCUGGAGUUACCUCCCGUUACAAGGUCACACCAAAGGCAGCGGCCUGAAUGUCCUAGCAGAACAACCCGACUUACUCCUGACAAACGUAACCAGCAACCACAGUGCCUCUUACGUGUGUGUGGCAACAAACUUCAUUCGGGGGAAAAAACAAACAGAAACAAAAACUGUGCGCAUAAUUGUAAAAGAGAAAAUGUUUUCCAACACGAGGAGACUGGAAAAUGAAUCUGGAUUCACUAAUCCGGCUCUUCGUUACGGGAUGAUCGUGGGCACCGUACUGGGUUCCAUGAUCCUGGUACUACUCAUCUCAUUACUGUCUGUGAUAAUCUACAGAAGAUGUACUCGCAUGGAGGACAGGAAGUACUUGGUGCAAUACCAAGGAGUGAAGGCGUGACACGCCAUCAAGCCAUCAAUCUUGUCAUCCUAGAGUCUCAUCACGUGCCAAAUCUCACAGCAUUAUGUGUUUCCAUGGGAACUUCAGCAUCUAUAUUCUAUUUUAAAAAAGACAUAUGUACAGACCCAUUAUCAUUGGUCUUUUUGUAUAUUUCUAUGAUGGACUGUCAUUGGCUUCAGUAUUAUAAAAGAAUCCAUGCAUUUAAUAUAAAUUUCCCGCCAGCUGACAAAGAUCAAAGAAGAGUGCGCUGAGAAAUAAUCGAGGUGAGUGUAUCUUAUGAGCCUUUGUGACUUCUGGUAUCUAAGUUGUAUGCAUGUUGGCUAAUUAUGUCGUGUUGGUUAAUUAUGUCG
This is a messenger RNA of Liolophura sinensis, 1218 nucleotides long. RefSeq names its product cell adhesion molecule 1-like. NCBI's taxonomy places the organism in Eukaryota, Metazoa, Mollusca, Polyplacophora, Chitonida, Chitonidae. Bases 95 to 868 code for a protein of 257 amino acids. The record is from RefSeq and is a predicted model, not a curated record. Gene Ontology annotation, cellular component: adherens junction. Gene Ontology annotation, biological process: heterophilic cell-cell adhesion; homophilic cell-cell adhesion. The transcript has 6 exons.